UCUCUGUUUGAGGAUAAGGAUGAAUAUCUGGAGCCUUUUAGCUUUUAUGCUAGGCUGUAAUGCCUUUUCAGGUUUACGCCAUGAAGUGGUUGAAGAACGGACCUCAGGCUCUCUGCCUUGUCCUCACUCUGUGGAGGGUACAGUGACGUGGAGCAGAGAGAGGAAUGGAAACAAAGUGGCCUUAUUUACAAUUGAUGGUGAAAGAGAGACAAGACACAAUGACCCGGGCAAACUAUACGGUUCAUUCGCAGAUAAAUCACUGUACAUUCGCACAUUAACCCUCUCAGACUCAGGGAGAUAUUUCUGUAAUGAUGAAGCAGUGGAGCUGACAGUGAUCCCACCAGGAACAAUCAGAUUUGGCGCUACAGAGAGGACCAGCGUCACUCUGGACUGCCCUCAUGAUGAUGGAGGAUCACAUGAUCAAACAUGGAGCAGAGACACUGUUGAGAUACAUCGACAGAAAGGCUUUGAUGUUUCACCUGUUGACCGGACAUUGACCUUAACAGACGUGGAGCUACGUGACUCUGGACUCUACUACUGUGGUAGAAAAGCUGUUUUUCUGCAAGUGAUUGAAGCGACCAAGGCUCCACCCACCCCAACCACACUGACAUCAACAUCCGCACCUUCAGAGGCCUGUACUACGAAGCUGGAUUUUCGCUUAGCCGGCUAACUUCAGGGAAAUCUCGGGC
This is a messenger RNA of Trematomus bernacchii (emerald rockcod), 689 nucleotides long. Its product is annotated as hepatocyte cell adhesion molecule-like. Gene Ontology annotation, biological process: response to bacterium. The transcript has 4 exons. The record is from RefSeq and is a predicted model, not a curated record. Bases 20 to 670 code for a protein of 216 amino acids. NCBI's taxonomy places the organism in Eukaryota, Metazoa, Chordata, Actinopteri, Perciformes, Nototheniidae.